AAAAUUAAAUAGACGCGCACUUGUCACCUUGACGACAAAAAGAGCUUCAAAAUGGCAGGAAAAGGAACAACAAUCAAAGAAGCUCUCCAAAAAUGGGAAGAGAAAAUGGGACAGAAAGCUUCCGAGUCCAAAGAAGUGAAAAUUUUUGGUCAGAUCCCUCCCAUUGAGAAAAUGGAUGCCUCUCUGUCCACACUAGCAUCUUGCGAGAAACUGUCAUUAUCUACAAACUGUAUUGAGAAGAUUGCAAACUUAAAUGGUUUGAAAAAUCUUAAAAUUUUAUCUCUCGGAAGGAACAACAUCAAAUCUCUCACAGGCUUGGAAGCUGUCGGUGACACUCUUGAAGAACUCUGGAUCUCAUAUAACUUAAUUGAAAAGUUAAAAGGCAUCAAUGUCCUCAAAAGAUUAAAGGUCCUAUAUAUGUCAAACAAUGCUGUCAAAGACAGCAAUGAGUUUGGCAAAUUGGCAGAUUUACCCGUGUUAGAAGAGUUAGUGUUUGUGGGGAAUCCUCUGGAGGAAAAAGAAUCUGGGGAGGGAACAUACCGAGACAAUGUGGCCAAGAAACUCCCCAAACUGAAAAAACUCGAUGGUGUUCCUGUUAUUCGUGAAGAGGCUGAUGAAGAGGGCGAUUGAGGAUAAACUGAAAUUCAUUUACAUACUCGUGGAAACAUUCCAGCAUAGGCUUAAUUUCUACUGUGCUAUAGACUUAAUUGACCUGAUGAAGUGAAAAAUAUCUAUAAAGUUUUUAAAUUUAAAUUGUGCUGUUUUCUGAUUCAUUACAACUCAGUAACAAGCGAAUAAAGGGAGAAUUUUAAGGAACCAUAAUAUUAAGUGCCAAUGUAUAAAUUCAUGACUUACUUCAAAUUAUGUGAAAAAAAUCUGCAAAAAGAUUGAAAUGGGCUUGUUAUGACAAAUGUUACUUCAUAUACAUUUAAUAAAUUAUUUUAAAUUUG
Molecule: messenger RNA, 950 nt
Organism: Saccostrea cuccullata (small rock oyster)
Lineage: Eukaryota; Metazoa; Mollusca; Bivalvia; Ostreida; Ostreidae
Product: dynein axonemal light chain 1-like
Exons: 9
Coding region: 52-630 (192 amino acids)
Biological process (GO): outer dynein arm assembly
Cellular component (GO): cytoplasm
Molecular function (GO): alpha-tubulin binding; dynein heavy chain binding
Source: RefSeq, a predicted model, not a curated record